Molecule: messenger RNA, 1865 nt
Organism: Onthophagus taurus
Lineage: Eukaryota; Metazoa; Arthropoda; Insecta; Coleoptera; Scarabaeidae
Product: lysosomal aspartic protease
Biological process (GO): cell death; proteolysis
Cellular component (GO): lysosome
Molecular function (GO): aspartic-type endopeptidase activity
Source: RefSeq, a predicted model, not a curated record
AUAUAAAAAAUGUUCUAUUUAAGUCAAACAUUAUUACUAAUCUCGAAAUGAAUAAUUUCUGAUUAUUGAACCACAUCCACUAUUUCUCUAUCUUCAACGUCAUGAUUCAUCUAGUUUAGUUUAUAAACAACUAAAAAUAAGUACGAAUAAUCUCUUGGCGAAUUAAUAAUGUUAAUUUUGAUAACAACUAAUUUCUCAAGUAAAUACAGUCCAAAGAGAUUGUUCCAAAUGAAACUUUGAUUCCGGUUGUGGUUGAACAUCAUCGGUGAAUCCCCCAAUUCUUUAAUUUUUUUUCUCUUUUACGAUGCCUAUAAAUACAUGCGCGGAAAUUCUUCUUCGCAGUCGUCAGUCGUAGACUCAUCGCAAUCGGUUCAAAACGUUUCUAAACAUGUUUUCAAAAUUCUCUUUUUUGUUUUGUUUUAUAAUGUGCUGCUAUUGUUAUCAUAACAGCUUCAAGAUUUCUUUGUUUCGACAAAAAACGCCUAGAGAAAAUAUGUUGGACACACCUAACAUACCCGAACAUGAUAUUUGGCUGGAUUGGGUUAAAAAACCAAAACCUAGAAACAGAACUAAUGAUACUAUACCUUUAAUGAGAUAUCUUGAUUCAGAGUUUUAUGGAAUUAUUAAUGUGGGAUCCCCUGGUCAAGAAAUGAAAGUAAUUUUUGAUACAGCCUGGACAACUUCUUGGGUAUUAUCUAAAGAUUGUCCUACAAAAAGUAUUGGUUGUUGGUUUCAUUCAAAAUUCAACCAUGAUCAAUCAUCAACAUACAAUGCUACAAAUAAAACGUAUCUUGCUAAUGAAGGAACUUAUAAUUUGACUGGAUAUUAUUCUAGAGAUAGAAUAGUGGCUGGCCAAUCACUUAUAAAUCAAACAUUUGUUGAAAUGGUUGGAGUUCCUUAUUGGAAUGUGUUUACAAAAGCUGAUGGUGUUAUUGGAUUAGCUAUGGAUAGAGGUGAUGGUGUGACACCAUUUUUCUAUAACAUGCUUAGGCAAACAAAAAUUAAAACGCCUAUUUUUUCAAUUUAUCUUAACAGAGAUAGGAGUUCACCUAAAGGUGGAAGCAUCUAUUUUGGAGGAAUUGAUGGAAAACAUGUUCACCACAUCAAUAAAACUGUAAAAGAAAACAUUACAUAUGCUCCUGUUAAUACAGAUAGUACUAAUUGGGAAUUUAACAUGGAUUCCGUUAAUUUAUGGUAUCAAAAUAAAUCUAUUCCAGUUUGUGACGCAGAUUGUGUAGCAUUUGCAGACACAAGUAGUAAUUCAAUUAUAACCACAAAAGAUUACUUGAAGAUAAUCAAUCAACAUAUUAGGGCAAAACCAUUAUAUUUUGGACGAUAUGAAGUUGAUUGUAACACCAUUAACCAAAUGCCACACAUAACUUUUGUAAUAUCUGGAGAGAAAUUUAAUUUAACUGGAACCGAUUAUGUGCAAAAAGUUUCUGCUAAACUUGUAACAGUAUGCAUAUCAGCUUUUGUGGAGGGGACAGCAACAUCUGACAAAAACCAUUGGCUCCUUGGAGGAGCUUUUCUUUCAAAGUUUUUCAGCAUAUACGAUUUGGAGAAGAAACGAAUUGGAUUUGUUCUAGCUGCUUAAAGCGCAUAAAAAUCGUACAUUAAAUGUGUAAAAUGUUUAAUUUGCGUUACAGUGAUAUAUAACAUGUUCCAUCAAUUUACGACAAUGACUGGAUGAAUCUCUUUGUUUUGCUUUUAAAAUUUUCCGUAAAUUUCUAAUCCUAAUCAAUUUACGAAAAAUUUUAAAAGCAAAACAAAGAAAUUUUUUUGAUUACUGUCGUAAAUUGAUGGAACAUGUUAUAUAUCACUGUAACGCACGUGAGUAUUUCAAUAAAAUCUAUAACUAAAACUAA